AUGGCUCAACUAAUCGAUUCAUUUCUUCAUCUUCUUCUCCUCCUACUAUCCUCCACCCACUACUCCUCAUCAGAGGAAGCAGCUAAUCACCAUAACGUCAUCGACUACGGCGCUAAACCAGAUGGCGAGACGGAUUCGACCAAAGCAUUCCUUGAUGCAUGGGACGCCGCCUGCGGCUCGCCAGCACCUGCGACCAUCCUGGUGCCCGCCGGCUUCUUCUUGGUGAAUCACGUCACUUUCCACGGUCCCUGCAAGAGCAGCUACAUCACCGUCCAGAUCGACGGUACCCUUGUUGCACCAACCGAUUAUGCCAACUUUGGAAAGACCAAGCAAUGGAUGAUGUUUAAUGGAGUCCAGGGUGUCUCGGUGUCCGGCGGGACCAUCGAUGGCCGUGGCAAGUCUCUCUGGGACUGCAAGAAUUCCGACGGGGACUGCCCCGAAGGUUCAACCUCGUUAACGUUCAGGAAGUCAAAGAACGUAACGAUCAGUGGGUUGAGGUCGAGGAACAGCGAGCUGUACCACAUGGUGAUCGAAGACUGCGAGGGGGUGACGGUGCAAGGCGCCAAGAUCGAGGCUCCGGAGGACAGCCCGAACACCGACGGCAUCCACAUCCACAAGUCCACCGGCGUGACGCUUAUCCGGUCCGAUAUCGGGACCGGCGAUGACUGCGUCUCGGUCGGCCCCGACACGACAGGCCUGUGGAUCGAGCAGGUCACCUGCGGGCCCGGCCACGGCAUAAGCAUUGGGAGCCUGGGGAAGGUGUAUGAGGAGAAGGGGGUGGAGAACGUGACGGUGAAGUUGGUGGAGUUGACCGGGACGACGAACGGGCUGCGGAUAAAGUCGUGGGGGAGGCCGAGCACGGGGUUCGUCAACAAUGUGCUGUUCCAAAACGUCACGAUGCAAAAUGUCAAACAUCCCAUCAUCAUUGAUCAGAAUUACUGUCCCCACCACGAGGGAUGCCCUGGCAAGGAUUCUGGGAUAAAGAUCAGCCAGGUGAGUUACAGUAACAUCCGGGGAUCAUCUGCGACAGAAGAGGCAGUAACGUUUAAUUGCAGUGCGGCUAACCCAUGCAACGGAAUAAGGCUAGAAGAGAUAGAACUGACAUAUCGAAAUGAGCCAGCUAAGUCAUCUUGUGACCAUGCUCAAGGCACUUCCUUUGGCAGGGUCAAUCCUCCAAGUUGUCUUCAGUAA
Messenger RNA from Elaeis guineensis (African oil palm), 1191 nucleotides. The record is from RefSeq and is a predicted model, not a curated record. Lineage: Eukaryota; Viridiplantae; Streptophyta; Magnoliopsida; Arecales; Arecaceae.